AUGGGCGACUGGAGCUUCCUGGGCAACAUCUUGGAGGAGGUGAACGAGCACUCCACCGUCAUCGGCCGCGUCUGGCUCACCGUGCUCUUCAUCUUCCGCAUCCUCAUCCUGGGCACGGCCGCGGAGUUCGUGUGGGGGGACGAGCAGUCGGACUUCGUGUGCAACACCCAGCAGCCGGGCUGCGAGAACGUGUGCUACGACCAGGCCUUCCCCAUCUCCCACAUCCGCCUCUGGGUGCUGCAGAUCAUCUUCGUGUCCACGCCCUCGCUGGUGUACGUGGGCCACGCCAUGCACCACGUCCGCAUGCAGGAGAAGCGCAAAGAGAGAGAGGUGGAGGAGCUGUGCCCGCAGCCGGGGGGCAACGGCGCCGAGAGGGGUCCCCUGGGCCCCGACCAGGGCAGCCUCAAGAAGGGCAGCAGCUGCAGCCGAAGCACCAAGCAGUUCCGGCUGGAGGGGACCCUGCUGAGGACCUACGUCUGCCACGUCAUCUUCAAGACCCUCUUUGAGGUGGGCUUCAUCGUGGGCCACUACUUCCUCUACGGGUACCACAUCCUGCCCCUGUACCGCUGCAGCCGGUGGCCCUGCCCCAAUGUGGUGGACUGCUUCGUGUCACGGCCCACGGAGAAAACCAUCUUCAUUGUCUUCAUGCUGUCCGUGGCCUCCGUGUCCCUGUUCCUCAACGUCAUGGAGAUGAGCCACCUGGGCCUCAAGAGGGUGCGUUCGGCCUUCACGAGGCCAGAGGAGCAGCCGCUGAGCGACAUCCCUGAGAAAUCGCUCCACUCCAUUGCGGUCUCCUCCAUCCAGAAGGCCAAGGGCUACCAGCUCCUGGAGGAAGAGAAGAUCGUGUCCCGUUAUUUCCCUUUGACCGAGGUCGGGAUGGUGGAGAGCAGCCCACUAGCUGACAAGCCUUUCAGCCAGUUUGAGGAGAAGAUGACCGCAGCGCCCCUGGGGGACUUGUCCCAGGUUUGCCGAGCGAAGUUGCCCUCUUAUGCUCCGGUGGAAGUGGAGGACGUAGAGCAGCCUGCAGACCAGGGCGCGGAAUCAGAGGAGAGAGCUGCGCAGGUGACCACAGAAGGGCAGGAGGCAGUUCUGGAAGGGGAGAACGCAGAGAGCUUCCCAGCGAGUGCCCAGGCCGAGAAAGAAGAGCUGCCGGCAGAAAAGGCAUCAAAGCCAGGGCCCCUCCUGUGUGCAGAGCUGGCUGCUGAUGACCCCCGAGCUCUGAGCCGGCUGAGCAAAGCCAGCAGCCGGGCCCGGUCAGAUGACCUAACUGUAUGA
This is a messenger RNA of Echinops telfairi (small Madagascar hedgehog), 1275 nucleotides long. It is a transcript of the gene GJA8, whose product is annotated as gap junction protein alpha 8. The transcript has a single exon. Gene Ontology annotation, biological process: cell communication. The record is from RefSeq and is a predicted model, not a curated record. Lineage: Eukaryota; Metazoa; Chordata; Mammalia; Afrosoricida; Tenrecidae. The coding region runs from base 1 to 1275 and encodes 424 amino acids. Gene Ontology annotation, cellular component: connexin complex.